Micromonas commoda is the source of this 1324-nucleotide messenger RNA. It is a transcript of the gene HEME1, whose product is annotated as uroporphyrinogen decarboxylase chloroplast precursor. The transcript has a single exon. Bases 89 to 1264 code for a protein of 391 amino acids. Lineage: Eukaryota; Viridiplantae; Chlorophyta; Mamiellophyceae; Mamiellales; Mamiellaceae. The record is from RefSeq and is a predicted model, not a curated record. Gene Ontology annotation, biological process: porphyrin-containing compound biosynthetic process. Gene Ontology annotation, molecular function: uroporphyrinogen decarboxylase activity.
CGCACGCGGACAACCACCUCGCGAGAUACGUUCCGCGCUCGAAAGCAUCCGUCGUUCGAUCCCAAGCGUUCGCGAUCCGCCUGAUAUUAUGGCAGCCUCCGUAAGUGACGCCCUCACACGGUCUGCUCUCCGCUUCCGCACAUCAUCCAGGCACGAGUUAGUUAAGGGACCGUCAACCAGAGCUCGCGCCAUCAAGGUUGAGUCCGGCUCCUCCGCAUUCGACUCCGCGACGAAUGACCCCCUCAUGCUUCGCGCAAUUCGCGGCGAGAAAGUCGAACGACCGCCCAUCUGGAUGAUGCGUCAGGCCGGUCGUUACAUGAAGAUCUACCAAGAUCUGUGCAAACGUCACCCGACAUUUCGCGAGCGCUCGGAGAAGGUGGACCUCGCAGUGGAGAUCUCGCUUCAGCCGUGGGAGGCCUUCCAGCCCGAUGGCGUGAUCCUUUUCUCCGACAUUCUUACCCCGCUAUCCGGCAUGAACAUACCGUUCGACAUCGUGAAGGGCACUGGACCGAUCAUCAUGAACCCUGUGCGCUCAAUGGAGGAUGUCAAGACGAUAAACGCGUUGGAGCCCGAGAAGUCGGUGCCUUUUGUGGGUGAAGCAUUGGGUCUGCUUCGCCAGGAGGUGGGGAACAAUGCCACCGUGCUCGGAUUCGUCGGCGCGCCGUUCACUCUUGCAUCUUACAUCGUCGAGGGAGGGACGUCCACCCACUACAAGGUUAUAAAGAAAAUGGCUUUUGAUGCCCCCGAUGUAUAUCACGCACUCCUUUCCUCCAUCACCGACUCUGUCGUCGAGUAUGUCAAAUAUCAGGCGGAUAGCGGGGCUCAGGUGGUGCAGAUUUUUGACUCGUGGGCCUCUGAAUUUUGUCCUGCAGAUUUCGAAAACUACUGUUUACCAUAUCUUAAGCGCAUCGUGGACGAGGUAAAGGUGACACAUCCUGACUUGCCCCUCAUUCUGUAUGCCUCCGGUUCUGGUGGGCUCCUUGAGAGACUCCAGACCACUGGCGCGGAUGUCAUAUCUCUGGACGGCACGGUUGAUAUGGAAGAUGCUCGCAGACGACUUGGACCGGAGCAAGCGGUACAGGGGAAUAUAGACCCGGUCACGUUAUUCGCCAGUAAAGAGGUUAUCACAGACCGCGUGUUGCAAACCAUCCAGAAGGCUGGUGAUAAGAAGCACGUGGUGAAUUUGGGCCAUGGGGUAAUGCAGGGCACUCCAGAGGAGCACGUGGCGCACUUUUUCAAAACGGUGCGAGAUUUUAGGUAUUGAAUCGUAAAAACAUCGAAUGUGCGCCGGGCAGAGUCACGUUGCGUCGACCACGUUUGUUCU